Molecule: messenger RNA, 5801 nt
Organism: Micropterus dolomieu (smallmouth bass)
Lineage: Eukaryota; Metazoa; Chordata; Actinopteri; Centrarchiformes; Centrarchidae
Product: serine/threonine-protein kinase 4-like
Exons: 11
Coding region: 390-1868 (492 amino acids)
Biological process (GO): protein tetramerization; intracellular signal transduction; protein phosphorylation
Cellular component (GO): cytoplasm
Molecular function (GO): ATP binding; protein serine/threonine kinase activity
Source: RefSeq, a predicted model, not a curated record
CCCACUCUCCGCUACCCUUCCUGGUUCGUUCAACUGGAUGUCACAGCGGCUGCCAAUCGGUGUGUCAAACAAGUCCAAAGUUGUCCGGGACACGGGAGGAGGAUGAACCCAGCGGCGAGGACACGGCAGCGGGACGAAGUCUGUAAACCUCGUGAACUUAGUUUGACAGAAUGAUGAACGGACGUUGUGUUUUUCGCGGUUACCAGGCGGCGGUUUCAUCAGGGACGCCGCUGCUCGGCUAGCUGCUGCUGCUAGUUAGCGAGCUAGCACACGGUGGACUGUUAUUAUUAGCAUUCGGUGUCUUUAGUGUGAAACGCCGACCAGCUCGGUCGAGUUUGACUGCUGGACGAUUGAAAGGGACUGUGAGUAUAUUUACUGAAGAGGAUAACAUGGAGAACAAGGACAAAGUGCAGAUGAGGAAUCACCCUCGCAGACAGUUGAAGAAGCUGAGUGAGGACAGUCUCACCAAGCAGCCAGAGGAAGUCUUUGAUGUCCUGGAGAAGCUGGGUGAAGGGUCGUAUGGCUGUGUGUUUAAAGCAAACUAUAAGGAGACGGGAGAGAUUGUAGCAAUCAAACAAGUUCCUGUGGAGUCCGAUCUUCAGGAGAUCAUCAAGGAGAUCGCCAUCAUGCAGCAGUGUAACAGUCCCCAUGUAGUGCGGUACUAUGGCAGCUACUUCAAAAACAGUGACCUGUGGAUCGUUAUGGAAUAUUGUGGAGCCGGAUCAGUGUCUGAUAUCAUCCGAAUACGCAACAAGACGCUAACAGAAGAGGAGAUAGCCACCAUCUUGCAUUCUACGCUGAAAGGUCUCGAGUAUCUUCACUUCAUGAGAAAAAUCCACAGAGACAUCAAAGCAGGCAACAUCCUGCUGAACACAGAGGGCCAGGCCAAACUGGCCGACUUUGGAGUUGCUGGACAACUCACAGACACCAUGGCGAAGAGAAACACAGUCAUCGGCACGCCAUUCUGGAUGGCUCCAGAGGUCAUACAGGAGAUCGGCUACAACUGCGUGGCUGACAUCUGGUCUCUGGGAAUAACCGCUAUAGAGAUGGCAGAGGGGAAGCCGCCCUACGCUGACAUACAUCCCAUGAGGGCCAUCUUCAUGAUUCCCACCAACCCUCCCCCGACAUUUCGGAAACCAGAUGUGUGGUCUCCGUCGUUUGUAGACUUUGUCAGCCAGUGUUUGGUGAAAAACCCAGAAAAUAGGGCGACUGCCACACAGUUGUUACAGCAUCUAUUCAUCAAGUCAGCAAAGCCCAAUUCAAUCCUCAGAGCCCUGAUCACAGACGCCAUGGAGAUCAAACUGAAGAAACAAGAGGAGGAAGAACAGAGAGAGCAGGACGCAGAAGAUGAUGACAACUCGGAUGAGGACGAGGUUGACCAGGGGACGAUGGUGCGGGCCGGAACAGGCGACUCGGGAACCGUCCGGGCUGCUGGUUCAUUAGCAGGUUCCCUCGGUGGUACGGCGCGGACUAUGAUCGAAUACGAGGACACGGGAACCAUGCAGUUACAACUGGGCACCAUGGUCAUCAACUCUGAGGAUGAGGAAGAAGCUGGUACAAUGAAAAGGAGAGAUGAGACGAUGCAGCAGGCCAAACCGGCCUUCCUGGAGUACUUUGAACAGAAAGAGAAGGAGGCCAACAGUCAUAAUGACGGAGGAGAAAACAACGCAGAUAACCGCAAACUGCCUCCUGAAGGAGACCUUCAAGUGGUGAGUACGUGGUCGGUGGAGGAGCUGCGUCUGCGUCUGGCCUCUCUGGACCCUCAGAUGGAGCAGGAGAUCGAGGAGAUCCGUCAGCGCUACCACGCCAAGAGGCAGCCCAUCAUCGACGCCAUCGAGGCCAAAAAACGACGGCAGCAGAACUUCUGAGGAGGCGAACUCCUCUGCCGAACUCUUCACGGCAACCACCCGGGCGUUUUCAGCUCUUGCGAUCUCUGCGGGAGGUUUGUGAAAUGUCACUAAGACAAAAAAAAUUUUUAAAACUUCUCUCACAGCUGCUGAGGUUCGUCCAGAAUAACUGAUGAGACGUCGCGAUUUGGAAAACUGUGCAAGUACUUCUGAUGAUCGAACUGCCGAAGAAGAACUUCCAAAGACUUCUCUGUUUGACCGAAUAUAAUAAUUGUUUGAUUUAAAAUCCAAUGUUCCCUUUAUUCUGCCUUCUCGAGAUAAUCCGGAGUCUUCAAGGACUUUCUUCUUCUAUUGUUUUUUUUUUUUUUUUUGCAUUUCUGGUUUAAGAAAUAACCAUCGACAAACUUUUAUUGUGAUUCUGCCUGCAGCUCAUCUGGACUUGCGAGUUUCUUUGCGUUUAUUUCUUAAACCACAGUGAUGAAUGUUAAAAAGCUCCUCAGAUCUCUUUUAAGUUUUUUCUUUUAUACUCAAUCGUGUGGUACAAUAUAAUUUUAACUGCUGACUGUUCAACGUAGGUACGCAUCUAUUAAUUACUCAGCUGUUUCCCGUCAUUGUUGGUGCAACGAUGAUGCUGCUGGAUUUUUCAGCUUUCACUCUCGGGCCUGUGAAAGUCUAGAUGUGUGAGUGUGUAGUCUGGAAAUGGAUCAUUCCCUGCUCUUGAAAACUGUACAAAACAAACAAAAGGCUGAUUAUCUGUUUGUUUCAGCGUCCGACUGCCUGUUCUGUCAUAACAUGUCGGUCAAUUUGAAGCUGCAUGUUAGAAAACAGAUCAAAGUUUCAAGAUAAAUGUGAACUCACCCGUGUAUUUGCAGCUUAACAGGACAACAUCUCCAGAGGUUUCCUCACUCUAAUCUUUAAAGCGAAAUGUUUUUUCACAGUCUUCAGUGUUACAUAUAAAAAAAAAAAACAUAUCAUAUUUUGGCCCACAAAUAAUUCUAUAGUUAAAUAGACCAAUUUUCUUGUAUGUUGUUGCCUUACAGUUAAUUGACACUUUCUCAAAGGUGUGCUGCUGCAUGAAGCCAAACAGCACAAAUAAGUCAGUAACUAAGCAAUAAAAAUUGGGCUGCUUUGAUUUAUAGUAUGGUUUAGUUUUUAAAGGGAAGCACAGCUAAUGUUAAUAGGAAUCAGAAUAUUACUUAAUGCCUGUCUGGCCCAUGAUACUUCUACAUAGCAAUGUUUGUUUUUCUCUGGCAGCUGGUGGAUUAAUACUGUUUUAUGUCAUUAUUCCAUCCUCAUCUUUCACUUCAUGGAUCUAACUGGAGGUUUCAAGUCUGACUUUAACCAAACAUUAUGAGUUUCAGACAAAUAUUCAGAAUCCACAGAUUUUCAUUAUGACAAUGUUGAUAUUAAAAUGUAAAACUGUAUCUGAAAGUCAGUCUGUUCCCAACCUGCAGGUCCCACGAUGAAUCUGAGAGGUCACCAGAUGAUUAAUAGUAAUAACAGGAAAAUAAUCUAAUAAUUGCUUCACAAAGUGAUAUUUAUUUCAGAAACAUUCACCUGCUGAGCAUUUAAAAGCAUUAUAUAAACAUUUAAAUGAUUUAAAACUCACUGUAAUGCAGUUGUAAACAUAUAUAAGCAUGUUUAAGAGUUAAGUAAUGUACACUAUUUGUCAACACUUGUACAGUAUUCUGUCAACACGGUUAUACAGCAGCCUCCACUUACGGGUUUCCACAGGAGGAGACAAAUACAUUAAUAGUCACUUAUAUCUGCUUACAACUACACAAUAAUGUGUUGUAAACAUCUGCUUAUAAAUGGCAGUUUGAGGUUAAAGGUGGCGAUUCUGGAGAAAUCCCAACACCGUGACAAAUACCGUGAUAUAGAGCAAACAACAACUGUCGUUCCAGUUGCUGCUGCGAGAGAGACGAGUCCCAAAACCAUCUCCAGACAGCGGUACAAGACAAAAAGUAUUUAAUUAGAAUCACUUACGAAAACUUUAAAGCAAAGAUUUUCCUCUAAUUUGACCUCUCUUGUGUAACCUGGUUGUUAUUUGAUGAUGAGCGUUUGCAGGUUGACACUGCUUCAAGACUAAAAAGGUUGGGAACGACUGGCCUAACAGACACACCUGCGUUUUUAUCUGAAACUCCCACAUCCUUAGUGUUUAAUUAGGGUUUUAUUUCACUUUUCUCUUCCUGAGUAAGCUAAAAGAAGACCUGGGUCGUCAUAUUUAUGGAAUAGAUUAAACAAAGCUUUUACCUCCUGGAUCUAUGAGUUGAGCCGAUGAGUAAAAGGCGCAGCAGACUCAACGCCGGCGUCGCCCAGGUCUCAUUCAACUUCACUUCUAACAUUCCUCGGAGCGCCUCAGCCACACAACAUUAGGGAGGAUUUAUAUUUUUAUACGUAGGUUUAGUGAUUACACGUCAGCUAGGAGAGAGGUGUGUGUUUGAGCACAGGGAUGUGCUGCAGAAUAAAAACCAGCUUCUCAGGUCAGAAAACUCCUCAGGGGUGUAAAAUAAUGAGAGUAGUGAUGAGAAAUGAGCGUAGAUAGUUUGGAGAUCCUUCACACAAAGAUGUCAUGUCUCACUUUUCAUUAUGUUAUUGCUUAGCGUUUAUUGACGGACAACAAGUCUGAAGGAUGUUUUCGCUGUAGUUAAAAGUCCAGACCUGAUAACAAGACGCUGUAUUAACCUCCAGACUUGUUCUGUGGCGUCUUUGUGUGCGGGACUCUCAAUGACUCAUGAGCACAACUCAUUUUCCUUUGUUACAAAGCAUAAAGGGAUUUUUUUCUUUCUGCCUUUUUUUUCCAGUUGUGGAUGUUCUGCUGUUUUUGGUAUUUGAACAGUGAUCUAACAUGGGGGGGGGGACUGGCAGUGAAGUGAACUCUCCUGCAUUAAGUCGUAAUCACUGGAGAAGAUUUUGAAAUGAAACUGUUCUGAUGUUUUGGAAUCAGAUUUAACCAUGAACCAGUUUUGUUUUCCUUUUGACAAAAUUAACUUUUAAAUGCUUCUAUUAUUGUUCUAAAUAACUGUUGAUUAAUGGGGCCAAAACAAACCACUGCAGGUGUUUGUACAUUUGCUUACUUCCUUCAUUCAACACCUGCAGCUGAGCAGCAGGGAGGGAAGUUUGGGAAAGUUAAAAGCUGCACAUAAGACCAGGAAUUAAUGAUGGUCUGUGCUUAAAAAUAAUCCUAAUCAUGCGGAGUGAAAACAUAUCUAGAUCACAUUUAACUGUGCUUUAAUUUCAGGUUAUUUACCGGUUCUUGGUAGAGAACUCAGACGGCGUAUCAGUAGCACAAAAACUUCACGAGGCUGUAGUUUAUUUAAUGAGUGAAUUAGUUAUAAUGUUUAAAUCCUACUGAAACACAUGGAGUGUACAGAUUCAUCAGUUCUCAAGUGUUACCGCUGUCAUGGCUCCUCAAGUGUUUUUUAUUUAUUUGUUUUCAUAUAUACGGCUUCAGUAGCUCAAAUAUCAGGUUUUCUUUUACUUCUGGUCACACAGGUAUUUUGGUUGUUCAUGUUUUCUAAUAUCUGUCGUCUAUGAGUGUUCAAGUAGGAAUACAUACAUAACUAUAAAGUGUUCAAAUGCAGAUGGUCAUUGGCUUCUGUGUAAAACUGUGAUGCCCGGAGGAGAAAUUAACAAAGAAAAGUGGAGAAAAAAACUCCAGUUUCAGUUGAAUCUACGUGAAAAAAGUUUAGAUUUUUAAGAAUUUGGAUUUUCACUGUUUUUCUGCCUCUAUUUGCAAAAGGUUUGUUUUUUUUUCAGGCACAUUUGAAUCUGCUGUUAACUGUUUUUCUGAGCGCUUCUCAUGUUUUGCACACUUCUUGUCUGGUGCCUGAUCAGUUUCUGAAGUAUAUAUAUAUAUGCAGUGGAAGUCAUGCAUAUGUUUGAGAUCACUGAUGUUUGGUUUGUGUCUUUUUAUUUGUUUUUGUUUGCUUGUCUAAUAAAGAGAUGAAUCAA